Molecule: messenger RNA, 768 nt
Organism: Trematosphaeria pertusa
Lineage: Eukaryota; Fungi; Ascomycota; Dothideomycetes; Pleosporales; Trematosphaeriaceae
Exons: 2
Coding region: 1-768 (255 amino acids)
Source: RefSeq, a predicted model, not a curated record
AUGGCGCCCAGGAAGCACGUCAAGACCGCGAAAGCGAAGGGAUCCCGUCCCGUCAUCGAUCCGAGCAAUCGAGUUGCGAAGAAGCGGGCUAGCGGCGCUCCACCCAAGCACAAGAAUGGAUUGCUCAAUGUCGCGGUCUCCGAGUCUUCCGAGCUCAUGAAGAUUGCGAAGCAAAACUCGCUGCAAUCACCACUACUUUGCUUGCCUCCUGAAAUAAGGAAUAAAAUCUGGCGCUAUGCACUCGGUGGAUACCAAAUCGACAUCCGCGGCCAUUGUAGUCGCUCCGCACGGAAGGCCCCCAAGCUGCUCUUCGACACGCGUCCUAUGGCUACUAGAUAUCCCGUGCAAUGGAACUACAUCCGACCAACCUUUCUGCUCCACAAAAUCUGUCGCCAGAUGUACGUCGAGACAUCGCCGCUCAUCUACACCCUCAAUACCUUCACCUUCAACAACGUCGACACUAUGGACCGGUGGAUCAAGGAUCGCGCCCCAGGUCAGCUUCGCCUCGUCACAUCCGUCGACGUGCCCAUGGAGUAUAUGCGGCUCUACCACCUCGGGUUCCGCAAGAAAUUCUGCGCAAAGUUCCCGGGCAUCAAGCGCAUCGGUGUCGAUAUCCUGGUCCCGUAUUUCAGCAGAUACAUGAGUGAGACGCUGGAAGAGAGCAAGGCGCGCAUCUUGAGGAAGAUAAAAGAGUGGGAGGGUGAGCAUGUGGAGGUGGAGUGGCACUGGGGACCGAAUGGACGUCCAAGCGCGUUACGCUAUGAAUAG